AUGGUUGUACCUGCCUGUUUCAUCUCGAUCCCGCAUGCCAAGCGUGAAGAUGACGAUUUUUGGAUUCAGGAUGAAGAUAGUCAUGGACAAGCGUUACACACGGCCGUUCCUGCUGCUGCGCUACUAUUUCCUCAGCAGUGGAUUUGUCCUAAACAUUAUGUUUUCUUCUACGACUUCAAAGAGGCCAUUCAGAAAUCGAUACCCUACACAAGAUUCUCACCUCAAAUUCCACAUCCAAUACCAAAUCAUCGCCUCUAUUUGUCUUCAGACACGCACACGCAUACAAUCAUGGAGUGCAAAGCUAAUCAGUUGGCUCAGUUAGCAAGCUGGUUACAGUACGCGAGUGUUCAGCGACAAAAGUCGACCCUACAUCCAGCUGCUGUCGGUCGAAAACUGCCGUUAUCUGCACGCAAAUAUCAACUAGCUCUCAUGGGGAAGACUCCACAUGUUGGCAUUAUCGGAGCCGGUGUAUCUGGUCUAAGAUGCGCUGAUAUUCUCGCUCAAAAUGGUGCAAAAGUGACCAUCCUGGAAGCGAGGAAUCGUAUUGGCGGAAGGAUAACACAAGUUGAAGUUGGUGGACAUCUGGUGGAUUUAGGCGCAAACUGGAUCCACGGAACAGAAGGCAACCCAAUUGAUCAAAUCAGCAGGAUAUCAAAUACGACCACCUGUGAAUGGGAUGGCCGUGAGACGAUAUAUGAUACAAAUGGAAAGUUACUCGAUGAAGCUACAACCAUGAAGUUGGCCGAGUGGAUGUGGACUACCGUUGAUGAAGGAUUUGUAUUCAGCACCAAGAACAAGGACUCGAUACCCCCCAGUAUGAGUUUGUACGACUAUUGCUGUAAGCAGCUCGAGAAGACGAAUUUUACUGAGGAGGAAAAAGCCGCUUGCAAGGAAUUCUCCAAGUUUUGGGGUGCCUAUGUCGGAGAGCCUGUUGAACGACAGAGCAUGAAAUUCUUCUGUUUAGAAGAAUGCAUUGAAGGGACAAAUCUGUUCGUGGCGUCCACAUACAAGAACAUUCUCGAACACAUCUCAAAGUCAGCGUUGAAACAUGCGGAUCUCCAAUUAAACUCGCCGGUCGUCCAAAUACACGCAGCCAACAGAGAUACCAGCAAAGACCGUCACAUCACCAUUGUGACAGAAGGUGGGAAAAGUUAUCAAUUCGACGAUGUCAUCGUCACAUGUCCUCUAGGCUGGCUGAAGAAGAACAAGUCUGUUUUCAAUCCGUCGUUACCGUUACGUUUAUCGUCUGCUAUCGACAAUAUAUCAUAUGGACGACUCGAAAAGAUCUACGUAACUUUCCCACGUGCCUUUUGGCAUAUGCCUACAGAGCACAAGUCGGCAAGUGGUACCGGAAUCACAGUUGCCAAUGGCCCCAAUUUUGUGCCCGAUAGUGAUAGUGACAAGUAUCCACCGGCCUUUACGCAGUGGCUUGAACCGACCUAUGUUGAAGCCCCUUCAAAGGAAGGAAGCUGGAACAUGCAAUGCGUUUCAUUGGCAGCACUUCCGCCAAAUUGUGCUCAUCCAACACUCCUAUUUUAUAUCUACGGGCCCUGUUCCGACUACGUUGUUAACAAAAUCAAAGACAUGGAUGAAUCUUCACCUGAGUACUACAAGUUCCUCGAUUCCUUUGUCCGGCCAUUCUAUUCCUCUCUUCCUGGGUAUUCCGCCUCGUCCGAGUUGUGUAAGCCUGCUGCGUUCCAGGCAUCUAAAUGGAUAUCCGACGAUUAUGCCGGCAAUGGUUCCUACGCAAAUUUCCAGGUGGGGUUGGAAGCCGGCGACAAAGACAUUGAAGCGAUGAGACUUGGUAUGGGCCCCGAUCGUGGAGUGUGGUUCGCUGGCGAGCAUACUGCGCCAUUUGUCGGAUUGGGUACGACGACUGGCGCUUACUGGAGUGGUGAACGCGCCGCCGGGCAAAUAUGCGAUCUGUACAGUCUAGGUCAAUUGGGCCUAGGGGUCAGGAAAGACGAUUCAUUGCCUACAGGGACCCCUGGUGUGAUGACCGGUAACACCAUGUUCCAUAAGGGAAACACAACAGCACUCCGGGCCACUGCAGUCUUGGCGAGUGCAGUACAAGGUCAGUGA
Messenger RNA from Talaromyces marneffei, 2082 nucleotides. RefSeq lists its product as uncharacterized. Gene Ontology annotation, molecular function: oxidoreductase activity. The record is from RefSeq and is a predicted model, not a curated record. The coding region runs from base 1 to 2082 and encodes 693 amino acids. Lineage: Eukaryota; Fungi; Ascomycota; Eurotiomycetes; Eurotiales; Trichocomaceae. The transcript is spliced from 4 exons.